Molecule: messenger RNA, 1338 nt
Organism: Lactuca saligna
Lineage: Eukaryota; Viridiplantae; Streptophyta; Magnoliopsida; Asterales; Asteraceae
Source: the annotation of a GenBank genome assembly
AUGACAAGGGUCGAGAUCAUUCAGAGAGAGCAAAUAAAACCAUCUUCCCCAACACCACCACACCUUAAAUCAUUCAAUCUUUCCAUCGUGGAUCAACUCAUUCCUGCCCCUUACGCCCCCAUCAUACUAUACUACCCAAAUGAUAAAGAUCACACCAGUGAUCUUCAAGUCCAAGAAAAGUUGAAAUCUUUAAAGAAUUCGUUAUCCAAUACAUUAACACGAUUCUACCCUUUAGCUGGGACAAUAAAGGAUGACCUUUCUAUCGAUUGCACAGACAUUGGUGCUUACUUUGUAGUGGCUCGUGUGGAUGCUUCUCUCGAAGAGUUCUUGAAGCAUCCAAAUUUCAAUCUGAUCAAUAGAUUUCUUCCAUGUGAGCCUAGUUUCAAUGGGAGUAAUGAAGGAAGUUAUGUGAGUAACAUUCAAGUUAACAUUUUUGAGUGUGGUGGAAUCGCUCUUGGUUUGUGUAUUUCACACAAGAUUCUUGAUGGUGCUGCCUUGAGUACUUUCCUAAGAGGUUGGGCUGGGACUUGUUGUGGGUUGAAAGAAGUUGUGCAACCGAACAUGAACACGAGCUCUUUGUUUCCCACAAAAGAUUUAUGGCUCAAAGAUUCAUCAAUGGUGAUGUGGAAAUCAUUGUUCAAGAUGGGUAAAUGUAGUACAAAAAGAUUCGUUUUCAGUUCAUCAAAACUCAAUGCUCUCAAGGAAAAGACAAUGGCAAAUGGGGUGAAAGUGAAAGAUCCUACACGUGUUGAGGUAGUUUCGGGUUUGCUAUGGAAAUGUGUGAUGGCUACAUCUGAAGAAAAGACUGGUUCUUGGAAACCAUCUUUGUUAAGCCAUGUUGUGAACCUUCGCAAAAGGGUAUUAUCGUCAUUUCCAUUAGAAAAUUCCAUCGGGAACUUGAUUUGGAUAGCGGAUGCGGAAUGUAAAACCGAGUCUGAAAUCGAAUUUGGAAACCUUGUUGGAAAAGUACAUGAUGGGGUGUCGAGAAUCGAUAGUGAGUUUGUGAAGAAACUACAAGGUGAUAAAGGGAGAGAAAUGAUGGAAGAUUGUUUAAAAAGGUUGAAAGAUUGUGAGGAUCAUGUUGGGUUUACGAGUUGGUGUAAGAUGGGGUUCUAUGAGGUGGAUUUUGGUUGGGGGAAGCCGAUGUGGGUGUGUGGGAGUGUUUCUGAUGGUAGUCCGGUUUUUAUGAAUCUUAUCGUUUUGAUUGACACGAGAUGUGGUAAAGGGAUAGAAGCUUGGGUGUCUAUGGAUGAACAUGAUAUAAAUAUCUUGAAACAUAAUUCCGAGCUUUUGGAGUUUGCAUCUCUUGAUCCGAGUCCUCUAGAAAUGAACAAGUGA